AUGCCUCCCGUCUCUCGUUCAUUGUGGUCACCGUGCCAUAAUCUCUUCAACAGAGUUUACACGUCUCAUCUUCGACCCUUCAACUGCCGAGCACUCACAUUGACUACCGGCCCGGCCCCUCAGCAGAAAAUUUUCCGGAACCGGCAGUCCAUCCAGUUUUACCGCACUUUCCACGUGAGUCAAACGGCCACGUCGAAACACAGAUCACAGCCCUCAGACACAGAAGAACUGAGUCUCAAGAAGCAAAAAGAAAAGAUGGCAGUUGACGACCACUACCUUACUCUUUCGUGCCCUGAUAAGUCGGGUAUCGUGUAUGCGGUGACGGGGCUCCUGGCAAAGCAGAACCUCACUAUCCUGGACCUGCAGCAAUUCUCCGAUCCGGACUCCAAGAAAUUCUUUAUGCGCGUGCACUUCGGGCAUGCCACGGAUCUCUCGGCCCUCCAGGAGCCGCUGCAGAAAUUAGCGAGCGAGUUGAAGAUGGAUUACCAAGUGCGAGCCGUGCAGGAGAAGCCCAAGGUGCUGCUCAUGGUAUCCAAGAUCGGACAUUGCUUAAACGACUUGCUGUUCAGAGUCAAGAGCGGCCAAUUGAAGAUCGACAUCCCGCUUAUUGUGAGCAAUCACCCGGAAUUCAAAGAGCUUGCCGAGUCGUACGGCAUUCCGUUCCACCACCUGCCUGUGACCAAGGACACGAAGGUGGAGCAGGAAACGCAGAUUUUGGACCUCAUUUCACAGCACAAGAUCGAUCUUGUUGUAUUGGCGCGGUACAUGCAGGUCCUUUCUCCAAGACUGUGCACUGAGAUGUCCGGCAAGAUUAUCAACAUUCAUCACUCGUUCUUGCCAUCGUUCAAGGGCGCGAAGCCGUACCACCAGGCAUAUGAGCGUGGUGUUAAGAUUAUCGGUGCCACGGCGCACUUCGUGACUGCCGACCUAGAUGAGGGUCCUAUCAUCGAGCAAAGGGUCGCACGCGUCGACCAUGCUAUGUCACCGAAGGAACUUGUGGAAGAAGGAAGCAACGUUGAGAGUCAGGUACUCGCGGCUGCAGUUAAGUGGUGGAGCGAGCAAAGAGUGCUGUUGAACGGUGCGAAGACAGUCGUGUUCAAUUAA
Messenger RNA from Didymosphaeria variabile, 1104 nucleotides. RefSeq lists its product as uncharacterized. The record is from RefSeq and is a predicted model, not a curated record. The coding region runs from base 1 to 1104 and encodes 367 amino acids. NCBI's taxonomy places the organism in Eukaryota, Fungi, Ascomycota, Dothideomycetes, Pleosporales, Didymosphaeriaceae. Gene Ontology annotation, molecular function: formyltetrahydrofolate deformylase activity. Gene Ontology annotation, biological process: 'de novo' IMP biosynthetic process. The transcript has a single exon.